Pieris napi is the source of this 6563-nucleotide messenger RNA. RefSeq lists its product as uncharacterized. The record is from RefSeq and is a predicted model, not a curated record. The transcript has 2 exons. Bases 1036 to 6264 code for a protein of 1742 amino acids. Gene Ontology annotation, biological process: DNA integration. Gene Ontology annotation, molecular function: nucleic acid binding. NCBI's taxonomy places the organism in Eukaryota, Metazoa, Arthropoda, Insecta, Lepidoptera, Pieridae.
CGCGCACAGCUACGCGUGAACAUCCCUAGCAUGAGGGCGAUUGUCUGUGGACAGCGUCCCAUCCCUGAGAAGCCCUGCGGGGAGCGGGCGGGCGCGAGGGGAGGGACCGAGCGGCAGCGUACGCGCCGGACGCGUCACUAGCCACCACCGCACGCUACUGAGCACACGCACUCUUACCUCGUUAAUUUGUACCAUUACGUUAUCCAACUUAGUUUAAAUGUUUUAAAGAACCUAACAUGUAAAAUAGUUUUUGUUUAAAUAAAUCACAAACAAAAUUGGCGACCGUGACAGGACAAGGUGGAUCCAGGAGGACGGACGCGGCCAUCACCAGACAUACAAGAUCGCCAGUUAAGUAGUGCCAUCCUAUCCAUUCUUUUUCCAAAUACUUUCCUCCUUCGAUUUGUAUCGAAGCGAGCUCAAUAUCUGCGUGAUUCGCUUACAAUAGCAUUUCAGUGUGCGCAUGGGCUCUUGCCUACCGAGUUUGGUCCUUUAUCCCUACUCGUGCAUGAUUGCCACAUGCGUGACACUUUAUUAUUUUCCUGCAAAUUAUUUCGUAAGUUCAUUAUCGUAGUGUUUCCAUCACUGCUAGCUUGCAAUAAUUUGUAUGGCAUAAAAUCUUUUCUUUGGCUACGCCAUCUUUGGUAUUUGAUUUGGUACAUUGCGCAAUAGCACGUUUUGUGUGAAAUAAUUUUCCUAAUGCUAAAAGCGCGAGCUUCCUAAAAUCAUCAUUAGCAUUGCAAAAAUAAGGAUUCUUAAUUAAGGAUUGAUCAUCUUCCUGCCCAGUGGACAUUACAGCCUGCCUAUCACGUGGCUGCCCUGGGCACAUCGUGCCUUCCCGGGUCGUACCGAGCUCGACGUGCUGAGCUGCCACGUGCAAUAUCGCGAGGACUUGACCACCGUGUCAACUGGUUUGGUGCACAGAUUACUUUCUCUAAUUGAUUGUUUGCCCUUUUUUUGAAUCGUGCUUAUCACAAACGUACCCCAUUCUCUUACAUACCUAAGUUCGUACCUAGGUCCUUAAUUUAAAUUCGAAUCAUGUCUAAAGCGGAUGCUGCUGAUAAGUUUGAAGGCGAAGGCUCUUCUAGCGAUUCAAUCGAGUUUCAUAGGCUAAUUAAUCUGCGCCGGUCAAUGAAGGGACGCUUAACUAAAUUCGAAAAUCACAUAACACCUUUAAAAUCAGUGAAACCAGGUGAUCUAAGUAGUAUACAGGUCAAGGAACUAAUCAAUCGCCUAAACAAGGUACAGUCUAUGUUCUCUGAGUUCGAUGAGGUAGAAAAUAGGUUAGAAGCUUUGAAUGAUGAUUCUGAUGAACGUGAUGAUAUCGAGGAUAGGUUUUUUUCGUUGAUAUCUCUUGCUCAGGAGUUAAUAGAGUCAUGUUCCAAGUCUGAUUCCAAACAGAGACCGAGUAGUGCUCUUUCACACCGGUCUGGUGGCAGUUGUGACCACUAUGCAAUCAAACUACCUACUAUCAAGCUGCCUACCUUUGAUGGGAACUACCUUAAGUGGCUUGAAUUUAGAGACACAUUCGAGUCCAUGAUCAAUCAAAACGAUUCAAUUUCAGAAAUAAAUAAAUUUCAUUAUUUGAGAUCAUCUUUAGAGGGAGGUGCAACUGUAGUCAUAAAGUCAAUUGAGUUCACCUCCAAAAAUUAUAGCUUGGCAUGGAAUCUCUUGUGUGAACGUUACGAUAACAAAAACAUUUUAAUCAAUAACCACAUAAAAGCGUUAUUUAGCAUGGAUCCUUUAUUCCGUGAAUCUCACAAGGCUAUUAGAUAUUUAAUAGACACUUUCUUAAAGAACUUAAGAGCUCUCGAGAACUUAGAUCAACCAACUGACAAAUGGGACGUUCUCAUUUGUUUCAUUAUUUGCUCUAAAUUAGAUUCAGUCACCUGCAGGAAGUGGGAAGAGCAUAAAAAUACCUUGCCCAACUUACCGUCAUUAGCAGACAUGAUUCUAUUUCUUCGAAACCGUGCUGACAUUCUUGAGACGAUGUCUGCCAAUAGCACUGAACGAUCUAAACCUGAACCUAAAGUAGUAAGGAGUAGUGAUAAUAAGAGCGCAUUCCUACCACGAAGUUCGAAAAGUUUCGUGUCGUCAUCAAGCUCUAAACGCAAAAACAUUCAUAAUUGUCCAAUGUGUAAGCAUCAGCAUAGUAUAGUACAUUGCAACGUCUUUAAAGAUUUACCUCUUAAAGUUCGGUUAGACGAAGUCGUAAAAUUAAACCUUUGCUCGAACUGUCUCAGGAGGGGUCACGUUGUGGAAGACUGUCGCCUUCAAAGUACUUGUAGGGAGUGCGGAAAACGACAUAACACGCUCUUGCACUCAGUCAGUGAACCAGCCGUCAAACCGGCAGCCGUUGAAUCCACAUUAACUUCAACAAAUUCUGUGUCACUGUCCGCACAGUCUUCUAAUCAGCAGGUUCUUCUAUGCACUGCAUUGGUCAGGGUCACUGAUCCACAGAGUAAAAAUACUCACCUUGCUCGAGCUCUGCUUGAUGCAGGAAGUCAGUCAUGCUUCAUAUCUGAAACCCUAAAACAUAAAAUGGGUAUAAUCAGUAAUAAUACAGAUUCUUUAUGUAUAUCUGGCAUUAAUAACGUCAAAGUUCAUAUAACUGACAGCUGCGAGCUAGCCAUAAGCUCACUUCACCAGCACUUUAAUGUCAGUCUUAAAAUGUAUGUAGUACCUCAAAUAACUGGCUACUUACCAAAUGCUCCCGUCAAUGUUCGCGAACUUAACUUACCAGUUAAUAUUCAGUUGGCAGAUCCUAAAUUCUAUGUUCCUUCUGACGUUGACAUACUGUUGGGGGCUGGAGUCUUCUUCGACGCGAUCUCUCCAAAGCAGAUCAAAUUAGGACAACAUAAGCCCAUUCUUCAAGAGUCAAAAUUCGGUUGGCUAGUGGCAGGUCCUCUUCAUAGUUACUCUCAUAAACAAAGUAAUGUCAUUCAUUGCAAUUUCACCAAGGAAAUUAGCGACAACUUAACGAAGUUCUGGAAUCUUGAGGAGCUUCCACUUUCAGAACUCACUAUGUCACCUGAGGAUGAAUUUUGCGAACAUCAUUUUCAGGAAACAACGAAACGUCUAGUUAACGGGCGGUUUUGUGUAAAAAUGCCUUUUCGGGAAUCACCAGAGCAAGCGCUUGGUAAUUCAUACAUGAUGGCCGAAAAGCGCUUCUUAAAUCUUGAGAAAAAACUUGAUAAAAACUCUGAUCAUAAAGACAAAUACACUCAAUUCAUAAAGGAAUAUGAAAGGCUUGGUCAUUUAUCUAAAGUAGACAGACCAUCAUUUGGGUACUUCCUACCACAUCAUUGUGUAAUUAGAGAAACCAGCGAAACAACAAAACUUCGUGUAGUUUUUGAUGGAUCCGCUAAAACUUCUUCAAAGAAAUCACUUAAUGACAUUCAAUAUACAGGCCCUGUAGUACAGGAUGAACUGUUUAAUAUCUUGAUUAGAUUUCGUCAACAUAGGUUCGUCCUUACAGGUGACAUAAUGAAUUUUUAUCGACAGUUUUCUAUAGAUCCCUCUCAAAGGCAUUUACAGCUGAUCAUCUGGCGAGACAACAAGGUUCAGCCCCUUGAAAUUGCGGAAUUACAAACUGUAACCUAUGGCACAAAUUCUGCCCCAUUCCUAAGUACUAGAUGUCUCAAACAGCUUGCUUUAGAAUGCAAUGAUCCUAUUGUCUCAGAAGUUAUUCAAAAGGAUUUUUAUAUUGAUGACAUGUUGACCGGGUCAUCUUCCGAGCAUGAAUUGCAUCAUAUCUAUAGAAAAGUCAUAGAAGUUCUUAACUCGGCAUGUUUGCCUAUCCAUAAAUUCCGAACUAACUGUCCUCAGAUAUUUCAACACAACACUGAAACUCAAGGCCUUGAUCUUUGUAAAGAGUCUAGUGUAUUGGGUGUCCUGUGGGCCCCGGACACUGACACAUUACGCUUCACCCUAAAUGUUGAUUGUACUCAACAAAAGGUCACCAAAAGAGUAAUUUUAUCAAAUACGUGUAAAAUCUUUGACCCGCUGGGGUUAAUCAGUCCCUGCACUAUUGCUUUAAAAAUUUUGCUACAAAGGUUGUGGCUCCUCAAGCUUGAUUGGGACGAUCCAGUCCCCACUGAAAUAAAUAAUGUGUGGCAACAGAUGAUAGGUAGCCUUAACUCUUUACUUACAGUUAAUGUUCCCAGAUUCGCGCUAUGCGCUUCACCCAUUUCCACAGAGCUUCACUGCUUUGUAGACGCAUCCCAGAAUGCCUACGCUGCCUGUCUCUACCUACGUUCAGUGGACCCCAAAGGCAUAAUAUCCACUGCAUUACUCUGUGCAAAGACACGUGUUUCCCCGAUAAAGCCAUUAACAAUACCGCGUCUUGAGCUAUGCGCGGCCUUACUCGGAGCUCGCCUCACAGCUAAGGUGACGAGUGCUCUUCGGUGCGAUAUUGAUUGUACCUAUUAUUGGUCUGAUUCCACCAUAACAUUAGCGUGGAUAAAUUCACAACCUCAGCUUUUGAAGGCAUUCGUGUGCAAUCGAGUAAACGAAAUUCGUGAGCUCUCAGCUCAAUCUCUAUCAUCGUGGAGAUACGUACCCACAGCUAUCAACCCCGCCGACAUGGCGUCGCGAGGUCUAGAACCUAGUAAUUUAUCAAAGUCUGAUUUGUGGUGGCGCGGACCCUCCUUCCUUCUAAGUCAGGAAACGGAGUGGCCACAAGCUCCUAAAUCUAAAAUAAAUUUAUCAGAAUUGAAAAACAAUAUUCAAGUUCAUAAUGCAUUAAACACAUCUACCUUUGUUGACUUUACUAGGUAUUCAAACCCCAAUCGGUUAAUAAGAAUAUAUGCCUACGUAUUAAGAUUUAUAAGUAAUUGUAAAAAUAAAAAUAAAAAUGUUAGUCCCUUGUGCAGUAAGGAACUCAACGAUUCACUCGAGCUACUGGUUAAAAAUUCUCAGUAUGAAUCAUACUCAUUAAUAAUAAAUACCUUGAAUAAAGGAAAUAAACUCAAACCUAAAUGUUCAAUUUUGCAGUUAGCUCCGUUCAUUGACCAGAGUGGAAUAUUGCGAGUAGGUGGUCGUCUUGAUAAUGCGACACUUUCUUUUGAACAAAAACAUCCGGCUCUGCUAGAUAGUAAACAUCACUUUACGAAAAUACUCAUGAGACACGAACAUGCUCGUCUCUUUCACGCCGGCCCUCAGCUGCUCCUUAGUUCAUUUAGAAAACAAUACUGGCCUAUAGGCGGUAGAAAUUUAGCACGCAGUACAGUUCGAAAAUGUAUUGUUUGUACAAGAUACAAGGCCAAGCCAAUGGAGCCAUUCAUGGGAAACCUUCCUUCAAAUAGGGUUUCACAAUUUUAUCCCUUUCAAACUUGUGGUGUUGAUUUCGCGGGACCGUUCAUGAUUUCUAAUAAAAUCGGACGUGGUAAUAAAAUCUCAAAAUGUUACCUAUGUUUAUUCAUUUGUUUUUCUGUUAAAGCAGUCCAUUUGGAAACGGUCAGCGAUCUCAGCACUCAAGCGUUUAUUUCAAGCCUAAAACGAUUUAUCGCUAGAAGAGGCAAGCCUGAUAACAUUUGCUGUGAUAACGGUAAAAACUUCGUGGGGGCCAACAAUGAAUUAGGUAGGGUAAUGCGGUCAAGCCUUCGUGAUCUUAAAGAUUAUUCCGCAAAUGAGGGCAUUAAAUUCACCUUCAACCCACCUUAUUCACCUUCACUCGGAGGUCUAUGGGAGGCCGGCAUAAAAAGCGCAAAGCAUCACUUAAAGCGCAUAGCGGGGAAUACAGCAUUAACUUUCGAGGAGUUGAGCACGCUUUUUACGCAAAUCGAAGCGAUCCUCAACUCCCGACCCCUUACUCCUUUAACAUCUGACCCAAACGACCUUUCUCCUCUCACCCCAGGGCACUUCAUCAUCGGACGGCCGCUGACGUCACUGCCAUCACCUCCGGCAUCCGACUUGAAGACACGCAUCCGCUGUCGUUACCGAAUGAUCGAGGGACUGCGCCAACACUUCUGGGCACGGUGGAGUAACGAAUACCUACUAGAACUCCAACAGCGGUACAAAGGACGCCAUCAUGAGCGAAAUCUUCAAGAAGGAGACCUCGUCGUCUUCAAGGAAGAUGGUCUCCCUCCUCUCAAAUGGAGAAUCGGACGAGCCGUGCGUCUUUACAUGGGCUCUGACAACGUCUGCAGGGUGGCCGACUUCAUGACGUUCCGAGGAAUUGAACGACGAGCCGUAAACAAGGUCUGCCUACUACCACUUGAGAAUGACAUCAUCACAGAAGAGGAGAACAAGGAUCUUGAAAGUUGAUCUUUCAAGGCCGCCGAAGAUGUUCACGCGCACAGCUACGCGUGAACAUCCCUAGCAUGAGGGCGAUUGUCUGUGGACAGCGUCCCAUCCCUGAGAAGCCCUGCGGGGAGCGGGCGGGCGCGAGGGGAGGGACCGAGCGGCAGCGUACGCGCCGGACGCGUCACUAGCCACCACCGCACGCUACUGAGCACACGCACUCUUACCUCGUUAAUUUGUACCAUUACGUUAUCCAACUUAGUUUAAAUGUUUUAAAGAACCUAACAUGUAAAAUAGUUUUUGUUUAAAUAAAUCACAAACAA